Messenger RNA from Trypanosoma conorhini, 369 nucleotides. RefSeq lists its product as uncharacterized. The record is from RefSeq and is a predicted model, not a curated record. Lineage: Eukaryota; Euglenozoa; Kinetoplastea; Trypanosomatida; Trypanosomatidae. The transcript has a single exon. Gene Ontology annotation, molecular function: protein binding. The coding region runs from base 1 to 369 and encodes 122 amino acids.
AUGGAUAGCACAAUUGCUCAACUUAUUGAGCUUGUUGCAAUCGAAAAUCAGUCUCCUUAUCUUUGCUCUUCUCCUUUUACGCUAAAUAUUGAUGGAAAAGAAUUGGAUCCUGAUAAAACGCUCUCAGAAUACGGAAUUACAGAGCAUUCUCGUAUAGACGCAAUAGAGAAACAGGAUCACUUGCUCCAUAAAGAAAAUGAAAAACCAUUGGAUUGGACGGUAGACGAGAUGACUGCAGAGUGUCUUAACCGUAGUCCAUACAAAGAAAUGGGAAUACAGCCUCUACCAAAUCUGGCUCCAAGAUAUGAGGCACGUCCCAAAGGCUACUUUGGAAGAAAUAACUAUAGCGGUAUGAAGCAAGAAUCGUAA